Molecule: messenger RNA, 2495 nt
Organism: Entelurus aequoreus (snake pipefish)
Lineage: Eukaryota; Metazoa; Chordata; Actinopteri; Syngnathiformes; Syngnathidae
Product: serine/threonine-protein kinase DCLK1-like
Exons: 12
Coding region: 61-1296 (411 amino acids)
Biological process (GO): protein phosphorylation
Molecular function (GO): ATP binding; protein kinase activity
Source: RefSeq, a predicted model, not a curated record
CCGCUCUCCUCUUCCCAUUCAACACUUUAGCAGGCGAGGACCCACACUGUGCUCUUCACCAUGCCGGGGGACCAAGUGAACGGGGCGCCCGCCAGUCAGAUGUCCACGCCGCGCACGGCGAAGUCUCCCAGCCCCUCCCCCGCCAGCCCCGGCGGCCUCAGCCAGCGGCGGGACUCACAGGGCUCGUCUGCCUCGCUGUCCUCCGAUCCAGUGUCCAGCCCGGCGGAUGGCGGCGAGGAAGUGGCCGCCGACCAGCUCCCGGCGGUCCCCUCCUACAUUUCGGAACGCUACGAAGUGGGACGCAUGUUGGGCGACGGGAACUUCGCCGUGGUCCACGAGUGCGUGGAGCACUCGACCGGGCGCCAUUACGCUCUGAAGAUCAUCAACAAGGGCAAAUGUCGAGGCAAGGAGCACAUGAUCCAGAACGAGGUGGCCAUCUUGCGGCGAGUCAAGCAUCCCAACGUGGUGCUGCUCAUCGAGGAGGUGGACACGUACAGCGAGCUCUACCUGGUCAUGGAGCUGGUGGAGGGGGGAGACCUUUUCGACGCCAUCACGUCCGCCAACAGGUACACGGAGAAGGACGCCAGCGGGAUGCUGUACGACCUGACCAACGCCAUAAAAUACCUCCACAGCCUCAACAUCGUGCACAGGGACAUCAAGCCCGAAAACCUGCUGGUCUACGAGCACGCAGACGGCAGCAAGAGCCUAAAACUGGGAGACUUCGGUCUGGCCACCGCGGUGGACGGACCCCUGUACACCGUCUGCGGCACGCCCACAUAUGUAGCGCCUGAAAUCAUCGCCGAAACGGGGUACGGGCUGAAGGUGGACAUCUGGGCGGCCGGCGUCAUCACCUACAUCCUCCUGUGUGGGUUCCCGCCUUUCCGAGGGAGCAGCGAGGACCAGGAAGUUCUGUUUGACCAGAUCCUCAUGGGCCAGCUGGAGUUCCCGCCCCCGUACUGGGACAACGUCUCCGAAACCGCCAAGGAGCUGAUCCGGUCCAUGCUGGAGGUGGAGGUGGAUCCGAGGUACACGGCCUUACAAGUGCUGGACCAUCCAUGGGUCACCGAUGAAGGUCUUUGUGAAAACCACCACCAGCUGUCUGUAGCGGGGAAGAUCAAGAAGCACUUCAACAGCGACAACACGGACAACAUGGCGGUCAUCCCGUUGGACGGGAGCUUUUCUAUGCAGAGAUCCGGGUCCUUGGACCUCCACCAGCACCCGGCAAUGUACUGGAUAAGGCCGCCCCUGCUGAUAAGAAGAGGACGUUUCUCCGACGAGGACGCCACCCGGAUGUGAUGCCUUGGCGUUGUCCCCUGCAGGCUCCGCCUCCUCGCUGCCUACCCCUGACCCCUCCCCCAGCCCCCUCCCAUGUGACUCUGACAUCAUCUCCAUCGGCUCGGCCUGCUUUCUUCUCCAAGAAAGGACGACCGGGACCAGGAAAGACAAUAAAAAAAUUUAAAAAAGUUGGAGAGAACUUUCAAGACGAAGGAAUGUUGGAACUUUUGACUCAUCGGAGUUGUGAUUCAUCCCCUGGUUGAUGGUCGGAGCUGAGGAUGAAACAUCUGCAAUACGGACAACUUCUUUCUUUUUUUAAUAUCUAGAAUAUGUAGUUCUCUUUUUCCAGGUGAGAAAUGUCGGGAAGGAACGUCGACUUUUACGGGAACAAACGUGACCGAGGCGCUUUCUUUUCUUACGGAAUAUGUCGACGUGGCCAAAACCAAGACUCUCGUGUCGUGACGUCGGAUCGUCACGGCGACCACCCGACUCGUGUGUAGCAAGCAUUGGAGCCGCAAUGCGAACGCAGUCAGACUGUAUCGAUGUGUCGUAACCUCGUUAGAACGUGUCCUCAUUUCACCCUCAUCACGCCUCGUUAGCCCCAGCAGGCACACCACCUUCAAACAACGUUGACAACUCAAACGUAACGUUGAAACAACGUUGACAACUCAAACGUAACGUUGAAACAACGUUGACAACUCAAACGUAACAUUGAAACAACGUUGACAACUCAAACGUAACAUGGAAACAACGUUGACAACUCAAAGGUAACAUUGAAACAAUGUUGACAACCCAAAGGUAACGUUGAAACAACGUUGACAACUCAAACGUAACAUUGAAACAACGCUGACAACUCAAACAUAACGUAGAAACAACGUUGGACAACUCAAACAUAACGUAGAAACAACGUUGACAACUCAAAGGUAACGUUGAAACAACGUUGACAACUCAAAGGUAACGUUGAAACAACGUUGACAACUCAAACGUAACGUUGAAACAACGUUGACAACUCAAACGUAACAUUGAAACAACGUUGACAACUCAAAGGUAACAUUGAAACAACGUUGACAACUCAAACGUAACAUUUAAACAACGUUGACAACUCAAACAUAACGUUGAAACAACGUUGACAACUCAACCAUAAUGUUGAAACAACGUUGACAACUCAAACAUAACGUUGAAAUAACGUUGACAACUCAAACAUAACGUAGAAACAAUGU